CUACCAUUCUGUUGGCUACACUGUACAACGGUUUCCGUGUUGAAAAACAGACCCACUGUCAACAAACCCCGAGUUGAAAUUGAACCACGCUCUUGAUUCUCGCUGCACGCGUUGAAUCAUGAAUGAAACGAUCAUUUCAAUGGUUUCCCUAGACGUGCUUGUGCCUUAAAAUUUCGUUGCUAUGGAAGAUCAAGACCCCGUUGCGAAGGUUGGGGUGGGAAAGGCUGGGUCAAAUGUGCAACAAAAACACGGGAUUAGGCUCGAAAAGAGUAAUACUGGCAAAAGAACUGAAACUAAGAGGGUAUCAAAUGAUACUAUGGAAACUAUGUACCCUUCAUCCUCAUCAUAUACAACUGCCGAAGAGGGCCCUACAUCAAAUCACAACCACAUCCAGAUCUCUAAUGGCAUUCAAUCAGCCUCCAAAGCUGUGAGCAUGGAUGAGAAAUAUUCUGUGACAGAGCUUUGUUCCCGUAUCAGCCACCUGGAAGACUUACUUGCCGGGAAAGAAGCUGCCCUCAUAGCAGUCACUCAGGAAUUGGAUGCCAUAAAGGAAAUGAGUUGCAUUGAUGCUUCUAUUGGUCCACUUGCAUCUGGAUUUGAUGUUGACUUUAAGGCCUCCAUUGCUGAGUACAAUAGAAAGCUUCAAGAGCAUGCUGCAGCCUUGUGUCAAAGAGACGAAAUGAUACAGAAGCUUGCCAUGUCAUUGAAACAAAGCGUAAGAGACAGAGAGGAGCUGAAGAAUGAGGCAGGUCGUCUCACAGAGCAGGUGCACACUCUCCAGUCUCAACUACAUGCUGUUGGGCAGCAAGUGCAGCAGCCCCAGUCUAAACUCCUAGAGGCUCUACAAGAAAAAGAUGCCCUGCUACUGAAAAAGUCAACAGAAUUAACCCAGUGCAAAGCUCAGUCUUCUAAAGAGGUUCAAUUUUUAAUGAGCUCAUUGGAGGCGCUUCAACAGCGUGCUGCUAGGAGUGCAUCUGCUCCGCCACCUGCUAUCCCUAAUAAAGAUGAAUUAUCAAUAAAACUCUCAAAAGAGUUGAAAGAUUUAAGUGAGCGUUAUGAAACUGACAAAACUCAGCUUACAGGGCAACUUGUUGAAGCACGCCGAAUUGAGUCUCUCCUCAGAUCACAGUUAACUGCUGCUCAGAAUGAGUGUGAAAAGCUGAACCUGGACAUCUCAAGCUUGAAACUUGCUCAUGACACUCAGUUAUCUGCUCAUGAGGGAGCAUAUUUCUCCCAGAGUGCCCAUGAGGAACAACUGAAUCAAAAGCGAGAUGAUAGAGAAAAGAGAAUUAUUGAAUUAGAAAAUGAAGUUGAAUCACUUCAAUUGCUUCUGAAUGAGAAAAGUUUAGAAUGUGCAAGACAGGGAGACAAAAUUGAGCGGCUCCAAGCUCAAGCUCUCGACUAUACUGCUGAAAUAACAACCUAUCACCAAACCCUUGAACAGUACAAGAAACAAAUUGAUGAACGACAGAUGAAAUGUUCUGAGGAUUUGGCUCGCAAAGAUGCAAAUCAUCGUGCUGAAAUUGCACUCUUGAAUGGUCGCAUAUCUGAACUUCAAGAAGCGCAUUCUCGUCAGCUUCACAGUAUGCACCAAGACCUAAAUAGGAUGAAACAGAAACAGAUGGAAGAACUAGCAACAAUGCAACUAUCCCAUGAAAAUGAAGUGAAUACUAGCAAAAGAGAUGCUGAAAGAUUCCGAACUGAAUUAAGAGAGAAAAACAGCUUAUUAGUCCUCCAGGAACAGCAGCUCAGUGAAGAAAAGAAAUGGAGUAGGUCAUACAGCCAGAAGGUCGAGGAACUGGGUGAACAGCUGAAUCGAGAAGAACAUAAUAAUGAAAAAUAUAGAGGAAAGGUAGAGUCCCUUGAGCAACAACUUCAAGAGAUUGACCAGGCAUGUACUUUAUAUCAACCCCAGAUUGAAAUGUUGCACCAACAGUUAAAAGAUGAACGUCAGAAAUGCACCAACCUAAUGAAGCAACUAGAAGAUGUUCAGAAACAAUUGAAGGUGGAGCAGGAGAGAUGUAAAGCAUACAGUGCCAGUGUAGAUACGGCCAAUACUAACAUUAGGGAUCUGGAAAGGAAAAAUGCAGAGAUCAAAAGCCAAGCUUCAAAGCUUGACCAAAAUGCAAAACAGAGAAUUGUAAUGGAAGAACAGAAAAAUGCAACUCUUGAAGUAGAAAUUGUGAAACUAAGAGAGUUCCUUAAAGGAGAACAAAAUAGAAAUACUUCAUAUCAAAGUGAAUUUGAAGCCUUAAACCAGAAAAUCAAAAACUACACAGCUCUCGAUGAAAAUUAUAAAGAGGUGCUUUUGUCAUUAGAAAACGAAAGAGCUGUGGCCUCUAGGUACCUCUGUGAAAUAGAUGCACUUCAUCAACAACUUGAAGAUCAAAAUCUUAAAUUCACUAGUGAUAAAGAAAAGUUAGAGCUUCAGAUUCAAGCAAAUCAAACUUCCUUGGACCAAUCUGAAAAGAAAACAGAGGACCUAAAAAGGCAGCUGCUUGCUCUGCAACAGAGUCAUUUGGAGGAAAAGUGGGACUUGGAAAAGCAAGUGAAUGAUUUAUUGCAAUCAGCAGAGCAAUGCAAAUGCCUCAAGAAGCACACAGAAAGUCUAAAUGAGAUAGUAACCCAUUCUCUUGAUGCAGAAAGUCAGGCCAAAGAGCAUCCUAAGGUUUCUUAUGAACAAUUGUGUGCUUUGGAGGAAAAGCUAAAAUUGCUCUCUGAUGCUAACACACACCUGACAGAAGAAAGAGAACGGUCAGAAAUGGAAUUGAAUGAAGUGAAAGAGCUGUAUGCCACUUCUAAAGAAAACUUUGAUAAAAUGUCAAAUGACUUAAAGACGGAGUUGGCAAGAAAAGAAACUGACAUUGUUAAACUACAGGCACAGCACAAUGAAACUUUACUGCAAAGGAAAGUUGCGAAUGAACAACUUAAUGAACUUGUGUCUGUCAAAGCUCAGUUAGAAAGGGAGCUUAUUUCUGUUAAAGAAAAUUAUAGUAAAGAAGUAUCAACGUUGAGUUGCAGGGUACUUGAACUAGAGAAUAAAUUGAAAGCCACUAACGAAAAUGUGGGUGAAAACACCAUAAAAUGUCUUGUUAAAAAAUGUCAUGCGGACAUUUCAUUCUUACGGUCUCUGUGUGCAUCGAAUAAACGUGAGCAAGAUACUUCUUGGGUGGAUAAAGCCACUAAUUCCAUGCAAUUGUUGAAAGGUGACUUUAAUUGUGACUCAGUGGAAAUCACUGGGCUUAUGGCUCUUGAUAACCUUUUGGACCACUGUGAAAGAUAUUCCAGUGAACAGAGGAUGGGAAUAUGCCCAAGUGAAAGUCCAGUUGAACAACUGUACAAGUCGCUUCUCACUGUAGAAAAGCUCAAAAUAGAAUUAAACAGACAAAAGACACAGAUUGAUAAUUUAAAACGGGAAUGUAAUCAUUUGCCAUCUUCAAAUGUAGAUUCCAAUUUGUCACAAGCUGGGUCUCAACACCCCUCAAAAAAGGUGUCUAAAAUUGUGUCAUGUUGGGUUGAACAAUGUAGGGAUUUAGAGAAAAUUAAUGAACAACUGAAAUGUGAUGUGUGUGAAUUACAAGUAAAACUUAAGGAAGCAGAAACCAAAAUGUCUGUAAGUGAGCAAAUUGCUAAGAAAACAUCUAUCAGUGUUUCUGGAGAUAAAUGCAGUUGUGAGAUAAAAUAUCAGGAAGAAAGAAAUCUUCUCAAUAACUCUAUUGAGGCCUUGCAAAACGAACUCCAUGACAAAGAACUGAGCUAUGAAGAGAAAAUGAAGAGUAUAAUUGAAAAGAGCAAAGACCCAAAUCAGUCGUCUAAAGGCCUCUCCAAUUUGAUCAAUGAAUUUUCAUCAAAGGGUAAAGAAAUUAUCCGACUGCAAAAUGAGCUUAAGAAGAGCCAGCGACAUUGUCAAGUUCUUUUGUGCGAGAAAAGACAUUUGGAAGGACAGGUUGAGAAAACACUAUUUGCUUUAGAUGAAUCUUGGCAAACUUGUAAAUCUCUUGAGGCAGACCUGUAUAAGGUCUUGAAGGACAAAAGCAUUUUUCAGUCAAGACUUAUGCGCCUUGAAACACUCAACAAAAACGUCAACAAGAAAGAAGUCUCUUCAAAUGAAAUGGUUUGGCAGCUCAUUGAAGAACUUUCAGCAGCAGCUGCACAUGACCAGAGACCCACCGAGGUACUGCAGGAUAACAAUCAAAGAGUUACAGCUAUAGAAAAAAUAGAAUCUCUAAAAAAAAUAAUUAACAAGAUGAAUUCUGACUGUGAAUCACUGCUUGUGAAUCUUCAAAAGAAAAAUGACAAAGCUGCUGCUCUUAGCUAUCUUCAAUCUGAAGCUUUAGGACUUCGAAGAGUGCAAGCUGCAUUGCUUGAAAUUGAACAAACCAUAUUGAAUAGGUGUGGACCUGCUAUUCAAUUGCAUGUGGACCUACUGAAACAACAACUUCAAGAGAAACAAGUUAAUUAUCAAGAUAUGUGUGAGACUCACUACUCUUUGGAGGCUGAAAUGAGAGAAAUGGAGGAAUGUUUCCAGCAGAAAGAAGAGCGUUUGCAAGGGGAACUGAGUAAACAUAAGGCUACUGCUAAAUAUUGGCAGAUGAAAGCUCAAUCUAGUGAUGCUCAGCUUUCUACCUUACGUCUGAUAGAGCAAAGUCAUCACGAAAGCUUCUCAGAAAUACUUGUAGAAGUAGACUCAAUGUAUACUCAGGCAUUGAGUAUAUUGAAUGAAGAAGUAGAAAGAACAGCAGCAAUUAGAGAGGCAAAAGUAAGAGCAGAAAUGUCAGAAAAAUUUGCCUCUGCGGAAAAGAAAUACAUGCAACGAUUUGAUGAUCUUAGUAAACAAAUUAAAUCUGAAAGCAAUGUGAAGGCCCUGCAACUGUGUCAUGAGCAGGAAAUAGAGGCAGUACUUGCUAAGUGUGAAUAUGUUCGGUACAAAGACAUUCAUAAGCUGCAGGAGACAUCUUGCUCGUUUUUGAAGCAUCCCCUUCUUACUAAAAUUGAUGCAUCUGCUAGUGAACUAUCAUAUUUAUUGAUGAAACACAACCUGUCCUUGCAGUACAAGUUGUGUCUGGAAAGGGUAUCAUCUUCUUUGCAAGGUGAAUUGGAAAAAGAAUUUACUUAUUUAGAAGAGAAGAUAGGUAGUUCUUCUACAAAUGAUUGCCCAGAUUUGAGUUCGACUGCACCUAUUUUGUAUGAUGAAACUUGCCUCAGUAGUUUAGAGCAACUUGUCUUAAAAUGUAACGAAAUGUCUGAAAAAUUACUCGAAAUGCAGACAGAAGGUUUGCAAUCCUUGUUGUCUACUUUUAAAGAGCACCAUGAAGUUAUAGUUGGAAAAUUCAGAAGUAUGACAAAUGAACUUAACUCACUUUGUGAUAUUAAGAAUAUUCAAGAAGAGUUGGCUAAAGUUAAGGAAGAGCAUCAACUGGCUCUUGAAAGCUUGUGUGCAAGUCAUAAGGCUGAGGUGUGUCGUCUUCGAGUGCUGUCUGAACAGAAUGACAUUGAUUCUUCAGAGACAAAUGAGACAGCUUUGAACGUACUUCGAAGAGAGUUAGAAGAAAAACAUAAAAAACAAAUGGAAGAACUGCGAACAUACUUUGAACAGAAGUGUGCAGAUUUUGAAAAGCAUUAUUCGGAAGAAGUGUUUAGUCAACAUAGUAGGAAACUUUCUGACUGCAGUUCUGCUUCUGAGUCAGAGUUGGUUUCUGAAAUGUAUUAUGCAGGGCCUGGAUCUUCUUCUUGCACCGGUGCUGCAACUACACCCCAUUUUUGUGACAUGCUGGGAGAAUGCAGUUUCAAAGAACUUGAAGAGAAUACCAGAGCAGUUGACUUAGAGAAGCUUUUUGUUGAUAAUAGGGAGCAAAUAGAGACCAUGCGGUUGGCUUUGGAGAGUCGUCAUCAAGGAGAAUUAGAGGCCCAGAAAGAACUUUAUGAAGCAAAAGUGGAAGAAUUGCUACAAAAUAUGAAUGAGAGUCAUUCACUGGAACUGAAAUUGCAAAGUAAACGUUUAAAUGAGAUGCAAGAUCUAGAGAAGUCACUAACUAUUAAACUCUCUGCAGCUGAAAAAGAAAUUUUGCUGUUGAAAGAACAAAUAUCAUCCUUUGGAAAACCAGAAGUGCUUGAGCAACUCGAUGUCAAAAUAAGUGAGCCACAGAAGGAUGUUCACAGAACCUUACAUGAACUUGAAGCGGAAUUGCAAUCAAUGUCAAAUACUCUAAAGCGGAAAGAGUCUGAAAGUUCUGCCCAGAUUGCCUCACUGAAGAUAAAAUUAAGACAAAAUCUUGAAGUGACAUCAAAACUUGAAAAAGAUAUGUCGAACCUUCGGUCCAAGUAUGACUCAGAGGCUCAAUCCCUCUCAGCUGUAAUUAAUGACAAAAUCAAGACUAUUGAGGAACUGAAUCUUAAGAUCCAUGAACUAUCUUCGAAGCUUCUGGAAAGUGACUCUCUUCGGAAACAAUUUGAAAGUGAACUAAAGAGUACGUGCACUCAAAUGCAAAAUGACUUUGACAGUAUUCUCAGAGAAAAGAAUGAAGAGUAUAAUAGUAAAGUAAACAGAUUGCAAUCAGAAUUGGAGAAGAAGCAUCUUGCAGAUAUUCAAAAGGAGGCCCUUGAAAAUGAACACAUUUUGACAGAAAAAGUUAACAACUUGGUUGAGGAAAAGAAGAGAUUGCUGGAAGCGGAGUAUUCUGAAUAUUUGGAAUUUGUUAAAAAGUGUGCAGAUGACACAAAGAUGAAAUUAAUACAGCAUCAUGAGGAGGAAAAAAGACAACUCUGUGAGAAUCAUAAAAAAGAGAUAAUUGAACUUAGUAAAUCACAGCAAACUAAUCACAUUUCGGAAAGCAAAAUUGCAGCAUCACAGAGUAGUUUGCAAGUUACACUCUGCAAUGAGGGCUUGAUCAAAGAGUCUGCUCUUAGUAAUUGUUUGCAGGAGUUGCUGAAAUUAUCUUCUGAAAUGCCUUUAAACCAGCAGCAGCAUCUGGAAAAAAUAAUUUUGAAGUUAUGUCGGGAAGAAGUAAUUCAUCAACAAAAAUUGCACCAAGAGUUAGAAUCCAGACUUGAAAGUGUCCAGAAAGACUGUGAAAGACGCUUCCAUUUGCAACUGGAAGAAGCAAGAGCUGACAUUGUCAAGGCUCUUGAGCAGCAAAUUCAACAACUUCUGGAUGACAGUACUGAUACUAUGGAUAAACCAGUUGAACUUCAACAAUUAGAAAAGAAAUUUGCUCAUAAAUACCAGCAGAAACUGACUGACAUGCAAAACGAAUAUGAAGCCAAAGUCUCUGUGCUUUUAUCCAAACAUGCAGCACAAUUAUCUGCUGCCAGGAACAAGAAUCAGAAGAAUAAUGGGAUUACAUCUGAAGAUUUGGAAAACUUAUACAAGGAGAGAGAUUGCCUGCGAAAUGUUGCCGCGACUUUGCGUGAUGUUGUGGCUGAACUUGUUAGAUAUUUCUUGUCAUGGGAGGAUGAUUUUAAUAACACUUUAAUGGAUGAACUUGCUAAACUAGAGUCGGUAAAAGACAAUGAUAUUCUGUCAAUUACCAACCAGGAUGAUAGUAUCAUUUUAGAACAGUCACACAAUGUGUCGGAAAGAGAUUCUACUGCUAGUGAUGAUGAAAUACCUGUCAUUGUUGCUACCCCUGCUAAAGGAAGAGAGCCCUCUUCUUUUGUAAAACGAGUUCAUUUCGCGCCAGAUGUUUCUGGAAUUCUAUCUCUCCUUGAUGAUGGCUCAUUACUUGAUGGUGUUGGCCUAAACUGUAGCAUCCGAGAUGCAUCAUUGAAUUUUCAAGAAGAACUUGAUCGCUGCUUGGCCCGACUUCGGAGCGACUCUGCAGCGUUAUAUGCCUUGUCCAAACCAGCUUUGUCUAGUGUUGUGCCCAAACAGCAGUGCGUGCCUUUGCCUUCUGAAGAUGAGGCCACAGAAAAGCUCUCUGAAAAAUUGUCCGAAGCCCUGCAUCGUGCUGAACAGCUUCAGAGAGAAAAUGAGGGACUUCAAAGUCAGAUUUAUACUUUACAAGAGGAACACAAAAUGUCUGUUGAUGAACUAGAGGCCAUACGUGAGCGCCUUACUAAUUUUGAACAAGAGGCCCGGCAUCAAGCAGAGCUAGUGGCUGAGGGCUACGGAGAAGGGGAAAGGUCAAUUACUUGCGAUGUUCCAAGCAGCCCGCGUGCUACCACUGUUGGAGAACUCCAAAGCAAAGCACGAGCACUUCUAUUGGGAGAAAGCAAUGUUGAAGAGGGGUCUGGAGUUGUUUCUCCUAACACAAGCCAGCUUUUGCCCCAUGUUGUAGAGGAGCUGUGCAGAGACUGGGAGCGCUUGGCUGAAGAUUCGAAACACAAACAAGAGGACCUCCAGCAACAAGUUGAAGCAGCGGACAAACAAUUACGUGCCUCAAGAACCUUUAUGGACGAACAAGCAGCUGAAAGGGAGCAAGAACGAGACGAAUUUGUCCAAGAAAUCACGCGAUUGCAAGAAUUACUGCGAGACAAAGAUCGCGAUCGAACUUCUCAUCAACAUAUGAAUCACGAGUCUACUGAUCUGAGUUGCAUGCACCUGAAGCACCUAGGCCUAAGCACAUCUGUCUCCGUUGAAACUUUGGAAAAUCAACUUAAAGAGACUCAAUUAACAUUACAAGAAGCACGAGAAAAACUUGAAAAGCUCCAGGCAGAGCAUAAACAAGCAGUUGAGAAGAUAUGGACCUUACGAGAUAUAAUCAGUGAUUUGGAAGUGCAAGUUGCUUCGAAAGCAGAAGAAGCUGCUUCCGUGUCUGCCCAAAAUGCCGCCCUCCAACAAAUGGUGGAACAGCAAGGUCGCACUCAGUUAGAACUUGCUCAAGAAAUGGAAGAAAUCCAGUUGUGUUCAAACAAUGGAAAACUUGCAGAACAAAUUUCUCAGUUAGAAGAACAGCUUAAGAAGCAUCAAAUGCUGGCUGAUCAGUUAGGUGAUCCUAAUGUCAUUGAACAUAUGAAAAACCAGCUCCGAGAUUUAGGCAUGUCAUUAGAGCUGCACACUCGAGAAUUGGAAUGUGCGAAUGCUUCCAAUGCCUUACCUGCCAGUCCAUGCUUAAGCUCACCUUCAGAGGAUGUUUCAAUUCGUGAAACAUUGUGGGCCAUGCGGUGUGCCAACGAAAAUAAAGAUGGUUCUCACAGUGCAGAUCCCUGUCUAGCCUUACCUCUUUAUGAGGUUUCCGUUGUAAUGGAACAGUGGCAAAAACAUGCAAGAGCUGAUGAUGCUAUUUUAAAGAAGAUCCGUGAGAUAGAUGUGCAUGUGGAUGACAUGCACGCUGAGAAAGAUGCACUAGUUUCCCGACUUCAAGAGCAAAUGCAACUGUCAUCAUCUCUUCAAUCAAAAUUGGACGAAUAUAGAUGUAAAUCUGAUGUCAAACUAUCUCAAGCCACAACUGAAAUGCAAAGCCAGAUUGAGGAUCUAAGAGUUGAAAUUCACAAUUAUGAUGAGACGCUUGAAUCUAGAGAAAAGCAGAUAGAAAAUUUGAGAAUGUCUCUUCUUCGGGCAGAAAAUGAACUGCGGACAAGAGAUGCCGAAAUAAGGAAAAGUGCAGAAGCAGAGCGCAACAUAGCUGCUCAGUUGCAGUUGCAAGUCUCAAAACUAAGUGCAGAUAAGAAUAAACUUGAGGCAAUGCUUUCAGAAAAAAAUGCUAUGCAUGUUAGCUUACCUGCACUAGUUGAAUCUAUGCUUGUAGACAAAAAUGAUGACAUUGACAGAUUAGAAAGACAAGUGCAGCAUCUUUCUAAACAGAUGGAAUUAAGUAGUCAUUAUGUUGCAACACCUAGCACCACAUUAGAAUUUGAAUACUCUGAGUCAGAGAAAGUACGUGCACAUGUUGAACUGUCACCUGUUUUGCAUCUUAGAAGAAGUGUCAACUUGUCGCCAAUUAAUGAAAGCGUGUGUCGCCAAAGUGAUGUCCACCCAGAUGAGAUUUCUGUCCCAUUUGGAGCACAGCAAAUGUCCUUGGAAAACAAUAAUCCUGAAAUAGAAGUCAGUCUGAAGCCUAUACCCAUAGAGGAGGAAAUGAUACAUUCACAGCAAAACCCAAGCAAUGAAAGUAUAUCAGAAAUUCUUAGCUCUUCUGCUGAUACUUUCAAUACUUCAAGUCUCUCUAGUUGUGAGAAAAGAGUUGCAACUCUUGAGGAGGAAUUAGAAGAGAAGAACAAGCUCAUUGCUAAUUAUGAGCAACAGAUUCAGGAGAACGCAGCGAUACUUUCUGAAAUGGAGCAGAAAUGUAAAGGCUUGGAGGAUUGUGAGAAAAAGUUGCUGGAUAUGGUCAAUUUAGAAAAAGAACUGUCAACAGUCAAAACAGAAUUGGCAAAAACUCGCUUAGAAUUAUCAGAUAAAAUUCAGCAAUCUGAUGUUCAGUCAACUCAAAAACCCACUGAGCUUGAGGCAAAAGAAUCUGAGAUUCAGCGACUUAAAGAUGAAGUUGGUGCUACUCAAACCAUUCUGGCAAAUUUGCAACGGAAAGUUCAAGAAGCUAAGCAAAUAGCUAGAUCUCCUAAUCGUUCCUCUCCAGAAAAGAACCAGGCCUUACAAGCUGUGCAGAAUGAACUUGAAACAGCAAAACAGGAAAUUGUCGAGUUGAAAGAUUUAUGCACAUCAAUCCGAUCAGAAGUUGAAGGAGAGUUUCUUCAGAAGCAGGCUCAAUUUGAAAUUGUGCUUAAUCGUGAACAGCAGGCUAAGAAGUCACUUCUAGAAACUUUAGACAAGAUGCAGAAAGAAAAGAACGAGCUAGAGCAAGAGACCAACAAGACAAUUCUAAUCAAAUUAGAGAAAGAACUCAAGGAGACAAAAGAUAAAUUAACAGAGAUAUAUGAAGAUAAUGCUAAACUGCAAACAGAACUGAGCCAGGUUAAUAUGGAGUGUGUCACUCUGAAACAACAGCUAAGCACUCCCAUCAGAGAGGCAACUUCGCUUGCCCAUAAAUUGGAGUCAGAAAAGAAAUUUUCAGAUACUCUGAAGGAAGAGCUUUUGUUAUUCAAAACUAAAGCCAGUUCUUUGGAUGAGGAAUGUCAAUCCCUGAAAGAGCAAACUAAGGUCCUUCAGGAAAUGUUAGACUCAGGAAAGAAGAAUUCUCAAAUAACCAGUGAGAAUGAAAUACUUUUGAAAGAUAUUUCCCAUUUGAAAACAGAAAUUGAGUCACUGCUUCAGGAGCUUAAGGGCUACAAAGACAUAAUUGAUGAACUUUCGCACAGAAAUGCUGUCUUGACAGAAGAAAAUACUGAUGUAGGGAAAGAGCUAUCAGAUAUGAAGCAAAUUAUCAUUGACUUGCGUGGAGAAAAAACUUCGAGGGAUGAAACUCAGAGAGAGCUGCAGUCCAAACUACACGAAUUGAAUGAAUUAAAAAUUCAGAAAGAUAAAUAUAUGAAGGAGCUCUUCUCAUUGAGACAAGGACUGAAUAACAUUCACUCUGACACCAAUGAUUUAUCUGGAUUAACUUCGGAAGAUCAUGCCAUUUUACACAACCUUCAGAAAUUAUUGUUCACCAGAAAACAUAGGGGAGAGGGAGAUGGCCCGUGGAACAGGUUGUCUUUUACAGAGACUGACAUUCAUGAGAUUCAGCCGGCAAAUUCUCCAGAAUCUGAGUUGCUUGAUGAUCUCACGGAUUUAGUUCAGCAUGAAGUUGAUGUAUCAGUGCAACUGGAUCAAUCUUUACUCCAAACAAUAAACCCUCACAAAAAAGAAGAGGUGUCAGUGGCUGAGAAAAUGGAAAAGCAAGCUGAUCAAGCGGUAUUUGGCAGAAGUCAAGAUGCACGUGAGAUUCAAAGCCAGAAAGUUAGAGAAACUGAAGCACAGGAUAAGAUUUCUCAGCUGGAGAAGGAAUUGUACCACAUGCAAUCUUCAGUCAAUUUAUUACAUGCUAAACUUGAAGCCGAGCGAGCACAAUACUGCACAUUGCAGCAACAGGACUGUGUCCUGAUAGAGCAAAUGCGGGUGAAACUUUCUGAAGCUCUUGAUGGUCAAGCCAGGUUACAGAUGCAAUUACAAUCUGAAAAAAGCAAACAGCAUUGUUUGUUUAAGGACACCAACCAGGUUUCAAAUCAAUCAUCUAAGCCUCUAUCUGACAAAAAUAGUGACGAACUUCAAGAACAACUGAAUGCAGCUAAAUCAGAGCUGGCAAGACUUCAGUUAGAGAAAGAUGCAUCAGAAAGGCAGAUAAAGAGGUUGCUAGAAGCUGAAAUUCAAUGGAGUCGUAGAAGAGCUCUUACGGAAGAAAAGCAUAGGCGUCGUAUUGAUCAAUUACAAUCUUUACAUGCUGAAACGCAACAAGAAUGUUUGAUGUUACGGCAAGAACUGUCAGCUUUAAAUCAAAAGCUCCAGGUCGCUCAAGAGGAAUCUGCAAAGGAUUUAGAUGCCCAGCUGAAAAAUCAUACGCCUUUUGUAGAGAGACUCAAGAAUAUGAACGCCUUCCUUGAAGAACACAUUGAAGAAAAUGUGAGGAUGGCAAAUGAAAUGGAAAAGUUGAUAGAUGAGCAUAGAAAGUUACGAAGCCGUAUUGCUCAGCUAGAAGGUCAACUUGCUGAUAAGAGAAGUAAUGAAAGUUUUGAAGCAGCCAAUGCCAGAUUUGCUGCUGAAAGAGCUGGGUGGGAGGCAGAACAAAAAGCGUUGCUUCAUGCAUUGAAUGAAGCAAAACAAAAGCAACUACUGCUUCCCGAUUCUGAUGUUGAAGAGAGAGUGAGUCAUUUGUUUGGGCGCUACCUGCGUAUGCAGAGCUACCGAAAAGCCUUGGUGUGGCAGAAGCGGUAUCUUCUCUCAGUGAUAUCUGGACUAAAUGAAUCAAAAACAUUGGCAGCUUCACAUUUAACCUCUUUUGGUGGAAAAGCGAAGGAAAAGACUAGUACAUCUCGUCAAAAAUUCAGAUCUGCUGUACUGGUGAUAAUUGCUCUUCAGCGUAUGAGAUUUAUGGUUGAGAGGUGGCUUCGUGGGAAGCGUAUUGGCUGCGGAGUUGUUGUCCAGCAAACUCUUUCUCAAUACACUUUCACAUCAGGUAAACAGCCUACUUUUGCUGGAACUCGGGUUCCUACAGAUGAAAUGCGCAGUGGGCUAUCACAGUCACCUCCUACCUUAGAAAGACCAAGACAGUCACGUUCUCAGCCUUCAGAACAUCCCCAACUUCCAAGAUUUUCAAUGACGAAUAGAGGCUAUGGAUCAAGUACUCUUUCAGAGUGUGUUACAAAUUUCCAUUUGGUUCAACAGCGCUUUGACGCCCUCUUAUCAAAUCCACCUAAAUAGUAAAAAUAUUUGCAAAUUUGAGUUUUUUGUUGCCUAAUCCAAUGCUGUUUGUCACAGUGCAUAUUACAUUAAAACUACUGAUAUAAUGCCAACAUGAUAUUGAGGCUAGUCACUUCAUGCCAUUUGUUUGUAGAAAUUCACAUUUUUUAUUAGUAGUAUUAUUUUACAUGAGUAUUUUUCAUUUUGCAAACAUUGUUAUGAACAUUUGUCAGGCAAAUUGGUUAUUUGUCAACUUUCUAAUUAUAAGUGAUGAUGGGACAAUUUUCUCCUUAACGUGGAGGUGGAAAGAGGAAAUUGCAGUUGUUAAGGGGCUGCAAUCAAUUGUGAUACUGAAAUUUAAUAGAGUUGAAGGUUAUACCAGUACGUGUUCAAGAACCUUCUUGAACUUUGUUUGAUAUGUCCUUUCUUUCUAUUUGUUUUGUAGUAUUAUUUAUUACUAAAAUAAUAAUUUUUGUGUGUGUGCCUUCUGUUUUUGACAGCAACUUAUUAUUUUUUAAACUACUGUAUUCACAUUAAGACUGCAAUUUUGUUUAGAUACUGGCAAGCAUAGGCUGCAUUGUGAUGAAAAUAGUGUACCUGUAGCGUAUUGUGCGUACAUGAUUGUCAAACAUUUUACUGUCCACAAAAUGAAGAUUCCAAAUUAAAGUGUGGCCAAGAACAAACCAUGUUAGGUUUUCAUUCUUGGUUUGUCUUUUUAAGUUGGAGAUCAUGUAGAAACGUUAUUUCAUUGAGAUAAGCCACUUUUUGUUGUCAUGUUUUUAAUUUGUAUGAAAUAAGUUUAUGGUUGUAGCUAUUAGAUGUGAAACACUCCACAUUUGGGACACUCGCAUGCUGAGUUAUUGUAUUAGUUUAUUUUUUUGAACUCUCUUGGACGUUUUAAUAAAGAAGUGUGAACUGACUUACUUAGAA
Thrips palmi is the source of this 14140-nucleotide messenger RNA. Its product is annotated as pericentrin. The record is from RefSeq and is a predicted model, not a curated record. Gene Ontology annotation, molecular function: molecular adaptor activity. Lineage: Eukaryota; Metazoa; Arthropoda; Insecta; Thysanoptera; Thripidae. Gene Ontology annotation, biological process: signal transduction. Bases 182 to 13231 code for a protein of 4349 amino acids. The transcript is spliced from 36 exons.